This is a messenger RNA of Nicrophorus vespilloides, 1310 nucleotides long. Its product is annotated as putative neutral sphingomyelinase. The coding region runs from base 76 to 1236 and encodes 386 amino acids. Gene Ontology annotation, cellular component: cytoplasm. Gene Ontology annotation, molecular function: sphingomyelin phosphodiesterase activity. The transcript is spliced from 5 exons. The record is from RefSeq and is a predicted model, not a curated record. Lineage: Eukaryota; Metazoa; Arthropoda; Insecta; Coleoptera; Silphidae.
UGUUGCUGUGUCAAAACAACAUAACCACGUUCGUUAUUUUUCUUUGUGUUUUUAGUGUAGGUUUGAAAAUAAGGAAUGGAAUUCAAAAUAUUCACGUUAAAUUGCUGGGGUAUUCCGAUGGUGUCUGCAGAUAGGAAGGAACGGAUGGAGGCGAUUGCCACAGCAUUGGCGAACAGUACAUACGAUGUGGUCUGCUUGCAAGAGGUUUGGUCCGAUGCUGACUUUUUUUUAAUCCAGGAGAAGGUGAAGGGGACGUUGCCACAAUCUCACUACUUCUACAGUGGCGUUGUUGGGUCUGGUGUUUGCAUAUUCACUAAACAUCCAAUCAUCGAUACUCAUUUUCACAAGUGGGUGAUCAAUGGAUAUGUGCAUAAGGUCCAUCACGGCGAUUGGUUUGGUGGCAAGGGGGUGGCUCUCUGCAAGAUCAAGUUCCACGAUUACAUUGUCAAUGUUUACUCGACUCAUUUGCAUGCUGAAUACAAUAGAAAAUGCGACGAGUAUUACUCGUGUCGCAUUGUCCAAGCUUACGAGACCGCUCAAUUCAUACAGUUGACUACGCCGGGAGCGGAUUUGGUCGUUUUGGCUGGGGAUUUGAACACCGAACCUGGAGAUUUGCCUUACAGAAUUAUGACUUCGCUGCCGCAAUUGAGGGAUUCGAUGCUGGAGAAGGAGAACGUGGAGAAGUUCAGCACGAAUCUGGAUUUGAAGAACAGUUACACUCCGUCCUCUCUGAUCAAGAAGCAGCUGCCGGGAGUGAGGAUAGAUUACGUUUUGUUUAGGGCAGGUCCUAGCACUGUUGCCAUCCUCGAGGAAUAUCUGCAGCCCUUGCCAGAACUAGUACCUAACAAGAGAUUCAGUUAUUCCGAUCAUGAAGCGAUUACGUCGACUAUAAUCAUUAAAAAGAACGAGAUUGAUUUGAGCAGCAUUAGCUUGGACUGUCGCCAGGACGUGCUCAACGAUGGCAUCGAAGCCCUAACGAAAGGGAUGAUAUCUGUGAAGGGACACAAGAUCUUCUAUUGGAUAGCCACCUUGAUUCUACUCACCGCGUUGAUCCUGACCUUCUGCUUCGCUGUACCCUUGCCGGGCCUCUUCCACGUCCUCAGAGUCCUUCUGACGCUCGCGAUGUGCUACACCUUGGUGAUGGCCACUCUUUGGAACAUGAUGGAGUAUAAUUCGCUGUAUUCCACCAAACUGGCGAUGCAAGUGACGUUGAGAGGUCUCGAGUUUAAAAGCUAAGCUCAACACACAACCGGCUCAAAACACUUUUCAAUUCCAUAUAGCUCGAACGUAACGUAGCAGCAGUUGUAGUA